AUGACCGAAGGGAUCGACACUUUGCAAUCCCUGUACUCGCAGUCGUGGAGGUCGUUUUCCAAUGGCCCUUCUUUAAACGCAGCGGGUGGGUCUCGUCGUACUGCUCGACGAGACCAAGGACAUCAACAAUCAGCUGGGCACGAGGCUUCCAGCUGUCCCACGCUGGUGGAUAGCCACGCCAGCGGACGAGGUAACUCGUCCGGACGCCAUUCACAUCGCGGUGGUUCAAAAUACGCUCCACUGGGAAGCGUUGACCACCGCUUGAUUCCACCAAAUGAUGUGGUGGCGGCGGCGGGAACACCUGGUCCGGCUCAAGGGUCGGAUCAGAUUGAUGUUCAAGAUCUGAACCGUGUAACGGAACAGUUGCAAGAUGACCUGGCUCACGAACGGACUCGGCGUGUGGGCUUGAGGAUCUUGCAAGGUAUAAUUACAAUUCCCAAACGCACGAUCGUUCGGACGAUCGUACCGCUUUUGCGUUCGCGCAACUUGAAAACGAACGUCGCUUCGCUAGUCGACCAGACUGGUUUGUUGAAACAGGACCACUCGAAUGUGGUCUCGGCUCUCGACCGUGGAGGUGUUCUUCGCAUCUCGAAACGGGCUCGUACUGAUAGUACGGGCGGAGACGACCAAAGUAAAACGUAG
Peronospora matthiolae is the source of this 642-nucleotide messenger RNA. The record is from the annotation of a GenBank genome assembly. Lineage: Eukaryota; Oomycota; Peronosporomycetes; Peronosporales; Peronosporaceae.